Molecule: messenger RNA, 1365 nt
Organism: Pyricularia pennisetigena
Lineage: Eukaryota; Fungi; Ascomycota; Sordariomycetes; Magnaporthales; Pyriculariaceae
Exons: 2
Coding region: 1-1365 (454 amino acids)
Source: RefSeq, a predicted model, not a curated record
AUGCCGUUUCAUGAUUUUGUCAUUAGGCGUCCCACCAUCCUUAGUGGCAGGAUAUCCAAACCAUAUGUUCCACCAUCAGGACGUCAGUUCAACACUCUGCGCAUGGAAAAGUCGAACUUUCCAACCAAACCCCAAGUCAUUACUGAAGAGUCCCGCCAAAACAUACAAAUCAAGAUUGAGCCCGUAGACGACUGCGACGGAGACUACGAGCCUAGGACAGGAGUAGUGGGCUUGUCUUUCCAUGACGACCAGGGGCAGCUGCGUUCUUCAAUUUACGAAGAGAGCGACCAUGAUAAGAAACAAUCCAUUUUGCCAUCCAUCGAGCGAUCCCCAAGUCCAGAAUCUACAGACGCUCUCUCAAAGCAACAAGAGCUCUCUCCGUUUUUCAAUUUGAUCAGUGGACUAAGAGGAGGAAGUGGUAGAAGUACACCGUCAAAGAAAGUGACGCCGCGCAAGGUGACGCCGAGGAAGGUCACUCGUCAAAGCACAGGUCCGGUGGUGUCACUCGACAAUGCCGUUACUUUCCCGGCGUCUUAUAACAGCAAUAUCGAGUGGAUCAUCCCAAAGGAAGUCGAAACCGCAUAUAAAAAGCUAAAGGAUGCCAUCAAAGACUCCACAAAAUGGACUGCUUCUGAGGCCGAGCUGCACAAACUCUUGGCGCUAAGAGGCUAUCACCCGCUUCUACCGGGUCAGUGGAAACGAGACUUUUAUGGUUACAAUCUGGAUGAAGUCCUCUUUGCACCAUUAGACUGUCAAUUACCAACUGUUCUACGCAAUGUUUCUACUGGGAACGCUUCCCAGUUUAGGGCUACGAGAGCACUGACCGGAAUUUUCGCCCUGUCGUCCCGCGUUGCGGACGAGCUUAAGCUCAGUCCAGAGGGUGGUGACAAAGCAGCCAACCUCAUCGAGACUGAAAUUCGCCAGUACCUGAACUGGGCCGAAAAAGACGCCGGGCUCGAUGGCAUUGAAUAUCCAACCAAUGUUGGCGUUUAUCGAGUUUAUGAUACCGAGCGCGGCCUGGAUGCACUUGUCGCCGAAAUGGAUAGUCUCAUGCACGAGUGGACAGCCGGCUACACCGAAUGGUAUACCCAGAAAAACAUCAAAAACGUCCCGCAAACCCUCUUCGGCCUGUUCAUUCUGCAACAUCUUGUUCUAGUAUUGACAAACGACGUUAAAAAGCCAACCAAUCCAGCGCGUUGCAUGGCACAGCUUGACCUUUCACGAUCCGACAAUCGCUGGCUCGAUCAUGCUCUGAAUCUGGCAAUUCCCAUCAACAUGGCCCGAGACAUUAAACUAUUCGAGGUCGUGGGAAACUCAAAUUUUUCCCCGACUACUGCCGUGACUGGCGCUGAUCCAGAUGCUUAA